Striga hermonthica is the source of this 1170-nucleotide messenger RNA. Lineage: Eukaryota; Viridiplantae; Streptophyta; Magnoliopsida; Lamiales; Orobanchaceae. The record is from the annotation of a GenBank genome assembly.
AUGCAGCCGAAGAUCAAUACCUUCUUCAAGCCAUUUCCUUCUCCAUCUUCCCGCGAUUUGUGGGCCGCACUUCCUCAAGACUCAUCGCCGGUGCCGGAAAUCACCGUCACCUACAAGCGCCAAAAGGCUGAGCAGCUAGGUGAGGUCGAAAGUGGAUUGUGUAGCCAAGCAUUGGAGAAAAGUGAUUGUGAGGACAAACUAGUCAAAUGGGAGCAUGCUAAGUGUAGCCAAAAUCUAAAUAAGAAGAGAAAUUAUGCACAAUUGCAUCUGGAGGUCGGUCAAUCUAAUUUUCUCUGGCGUACAUGUACAACAUGCGGCUACAAGUAUGCUCCAGGGGUUGAAGGUGAUGAAAAAGCUCACAAGAGAUUUCACAAGAAUUACACUCAUGGGGUGCCCUUUAAGGGCUGGCGUAGUGAGAGGAUUAUAUAUGCGCCUGAGAAGGGACGCAUUAUUUUAGUGCAAGAAGGUGAUCCUCCCUCUCAGCAAAAUAAGGUUCAGGAGGUUGUGCAAAUGAUGGAAAUGGAGCUUGGGGAAGGGUGGAUAAUGGAUAAGCACUGUAAGGUAUAUUUAUUCAUUUCUUCACAACGGAUAGCCGGGUGCCUAGUAACUGAGCCAAUAAAAAAGGCCUACAGGAUUGUCUCCACUUCAAAGGGUGAAGACAGGAAUGCGUCUGCAAAGACAGAAAGGAAAAGUUCAACCGCUCUUCAAUUUGGCAGUGUUAAUCUUCAGAGGGAAAUCGUAAAAAGAGAUUCUAUUGAAAGAAGUCCAGAAGAAGGAAGCUUUAACGGCAUGAUAUUACGCGAGGAUGAGGCCGUGCCUGCCAUUUGUGGCAUUAGAGCCAUUUGGGUCACUCCCUGUAACAGGAGGAAGCACAUAGCCAGUAACCUACUUGACGCCGCACGGAAGAGUUUCUGCAAAGGCUCGAUUCUCAACCACAUGGAGAUCUCGCCGCAUAGUGUAUCUUCCCAGCUCCGUGAGGAUCACCGGUCGUCUUGGCCAACCCCAACUGUGGGAGUUCGCCGCUCUGUAAGGUUCUGGAUUGUGUGCCUCUUUUCUGCUUAUUGGAACUUGGCUGCUCGAUCGAGCCGCCGUGCCCUUUUCUGCCAGGCCGCUGGUCCGCCGAGCUGCAAGACAGCGAGCAGCCUUGGGCACUGCCGCCUUGUAGCCUAG